Messenger RNA from Aegilops tauschii subsp. strangulata, 1805 nucleotides. The record is from RefSeq and is a predicted model, not a curated record. Lineage: Eukaryota; Viridiplantae; Streptophyta; Magnoliopsida; Poales; Poaceae.
GCAGCCAAGGGUCUCUCCACCCCCGUCCCUGUGGCUGCUGUUCGUCCCCGGCCCUUUCGCUCUAACCUCGCCAAAGCCGCCGCUCCUGCAGUCCUUCGGCGCCAUCCAAUCUCACGCCAGACUCCCGCGGUAGGAGAGGAGAGUAUGAACGACGUUCCUUGCAGCGGCAGCGGCAGCGGCAGCGACGAGGAGCCCUUUCUGUUUCCACCUCCUUUCUUUCAUGGAUGCCGUGUCUUCUUUGCCCGUCAGAGCCCAGAUCUGGUUGUGGUUUGUACUGGUGAGUCCCUUUUGAACGCCCCCUCCCCCUCCUUUCCAUCUCUUUUAUGGGAUGUUCAAGUGCUCAUAUUUCUUAGAUCAUCGUUUGAGAGAAGAGAUGGGAAGAGAUUGAUUCCUGCAUUAAGAAUCUGUCCAAAGACACUAGACGUCCUGACUGGUGGUGAUUCUGUUCAGGGAGAAGAAAAUAUACAAUUCAUUGUGGCACUGUUAACGCUAGCAUCAGGAGGUUGUUCAUGUCAUCAAAAUGUGCAAACCAGAAUGAAAGUGCAACUACACUGCAGCUUCUUUGAGUGAAACAAGGGACCGACAACUGAAUAUUUUUAUGCCAACACACUUCUUGCUGGUGUGUCCUUUUAUCAAUAACAUGCCUGCUUCUCAAGAGACGCAAACUGUACCUGAUUAAGAAUGAGAACAACAACCUUUGCUUCUACUAGGUACUUUCAUUUAUUGACAUUCACCUGUUUGUGUUGUUAACAUUUAGUUCCAUCUAUCCAUCAAUUAGUUAUUAGUUUUUGCAUAUUUCAAUUAAGCGUUGGGGAAGAGUAGCAAAUCAUAAAUUUGAAACAUGUAUCCUCGCAUCUGUGACUGUCUUAUAAUCCAUGAAUAAAUAGUUACUACUUCAUUGGCGCAGUAUUAUUUGCCGAAAUCCCUUUGGGCAAAUAUUUGACAUGUCUUUAUUUCCUCCUUUCCCUUAUACAAUAUUAAAUUUUGGCCUGGGCUUAUGUUUUUACUACCCCUAUCAGAUCAUUAUUUAUUGUAAUUUUUGUGCAAUUUUCUAUAUCGCCUGUUCUGAUUGCACUAAAACUUUCUUCUGCUAAUAUAAAAUUUUCACGUUAUGAGGUUUAUCUAUCCGGUUUUUGCAUGUGAAGAUAGAAAUGAGAUUUUUUAGAUAAAAGGCUGAGCUCUGAGGAAACAUGCUCAUCGCACUAUGCAUUGUAGAAAUCUACCGGAUUAGCCAACGGUAUGCUGCACCGUUUGCUUCAAAACAAUCCUGAUAUAUUUACUGAUUAUACAAUUCUUCGAUUUCCAUCGGUCAUUUUUCUCUUUGUGUUCUCAACUCUAUAUGAUAUCUAUUUUUCUUAAAUUUUGUGCAGCAAAUGAGUAAGAACUAUUACAUUUUACAUGCUACUUAUCACCUUCAUUGUUGUGUUGUGAACAAAGUUGAACUGCUUGGGCUUGUGAAAAAGGUAGAAUUUACUAGAUGCCGUGUCAUGAGAUAUGGCCAUUUUUAAUGGCAUACCAUAUGAAGAUUCUUUUAGUCAGUAGAACUUCUAUGCAUGCCUUCAGCACAUUACAUCUUCAUUCGGUGAAGGAUGUCAUUGAAAGUGAAGGAUGGCAUUGGAAUUUUCUUCAUUAUUUAACCAAGUGAAGGAUAGCAUCACACAAUGGUGUAGUCUAGGAUAGGGAUACCUACAUUUUGAUUUUUGCACAAUACAUUGUAAUAUAAUAUACAUGAUUUUAACUUGUACUUUUGAUGAAUUUUAUCUCAAGUUCUUCAAUGAUAAUAUUGUUUCCGCUUGUUGCUUAAA